AUGGACACCCAAGGCUUCGACUUCCCCCUCGAUCCGGCUUUGGCGAAUGAAGACGGGACAGACGAUGUUGACGCAGAGGCGGCGGCACUCGAAGCUAUUCGCGUAGCUAUCAAUAACAACAAUCAGCACCAUGAUCACGGGCAUGGGCAAGGGCAGGACCAUUCGGGGCAUGUCGACACGCUAGCGAGACACUCGGGCGCCAGCAAUGCGCCUGUCUUCUCGCUAGAGCAGCAAGAAGCGCUGCGGACGGCGAGCCAGGCCGCGCAGGUCGAGAAAGCCAUACAGAAUCUAGGGAGGUUGAGUGGGCAGAACGCGUCCGCUUUGGAGGGCAUGGACUUUCAGGCGGUAUUGGGAGGAAUGAUCACUGGAUUACAGGAACUUCAAGCGGGUCUGAGAAGGCAGGAGCAGCUGGCUGGAGGCUUGACUGCGCAGCUGGGGGGUGAUUCGUCCGCUCUAUCAUCGCUCGAUCCGACUCUAGCCCAGAUGUUUGUGCCCCGUGCCGAAUACGAUGCUCUGAAGCAGAAAUACGACGUCCUACUCGCUUCGACGUCUGGAUACGCCCCGGCUCAGUCCGGACCCAUCGCGGGCCUUCCCGCUGCGUCCGGAUCUGGGGCCCUCUCCACGCCCAUCGCCGGUACUCGGAAGCGCAAGGCUCGGCAGUCCAAGCUCUCUCAGAGCGUCGGGCCCGAAGGCGAGGAUCUCCAGAAUCUGGCGGAGAUGGAGGAUAAGGCGCAGCUUAUGGAUGUCGGGCAGUCUGGUCGGAAGAAGCGGAGUAUGCGUCUAGAGCACUUAGUCCAUCAAAUGGCCAACCGCCGACUCGGCCUCGAAUACCCCAUCUCAGGCUUCAAAUGCGCCGGCUCCACCCUCCUUCCUGAUCCGGCUACACCGGCGCCACCCGUCCAUAUGUCCGCAAACGGGGUGCAAGAGUGUCGGCCCGAUUUUACAAAGGGAAUGGACGAUACGGAUGUGAGGGCGUAUUUGGAUGUUGUCAUUGGGGACGCGUGGGGCGCUUGGACGGGUGGAGUCAGGGAGGACGAGACGGGGGUGGAUAUGCCAAAGGUACGAGAGGCGGUCGAGACGUACUGGAAUAGACUGCAAAAACGGUGGAUCGAACAGCAAGCUCGAACGCGAGGCGAAAUGUCCAAGGAUGAACUCACGCGGAAGAAGCAGAACCAGUAUCGCCGACAGCAAUCUCUCGUCGGGAGACGUAUGGCAGCGUUCGACGCCUCGCCCUUAAACGCCUGUCGCCUUCGAGCGCUGUACCGCACCCUACUCACCAUCGACUUUGCGGCGCCGACGAAUGAACGUCCGGACCCGACGCGCGCGUAUACCGAGGAUCAGUGGUAUGCUUAUCGAAGGCAGCAGUUGGGUGGAAGGGCGAUGGGGGGACAUGAGGUGGUUGAUAUAUUUUGGUUAUCGCCAGCUGCCCGCUCCCUCCUCAUCCUGCUCGACGUCUUCUCCCUCGCCCGCUCUUCUUCCUCCCGCAAAAAGGGCCGUCCAAAAGCCCCUUCACCGACCUUCCACCUCCCCUCUUCUCUCUGGGACACCUCACCCUCCCGCCUUCCCGCCCUUCGACCCAAGGACGAGACCGGCCUCCCCAUCCCCAACACCCCCGGGAUCAUCCUCUUCAAAUUCCACGUCCACCCCCACAUCAUUGCCGCGCACCCCCUGUGGGCCCUGGGACUGUAUGACGACCCGCCCGCCGAUCCCGCGGAUGUCGCCGCUGGACUGGGGAGUCUCGCGGAGGUCUUAGGCCAGGAGGUUUAUGGUGUACUGAGAGCGAAGGUGGGGCGGGAGAAGGAGAGACAGGGGGUGCAGGAGAUGGGAGAGGCGGAGAUUAGGGAGAUGUUGGCGCGUCCGGAGGAGGUUGAUGAGGAGGAGGGAGAGCAAGAGGGGGAGGGGGAGUUUAUCAUUGAUACCCCGCCAAUGAGGUAUGGGUCUGUUAACCCCGGCGGUCCAACAGGAGGGUCAGGGAUAGGGUCACAAGGGUCACAAGGGGGCCAAACGAUGGAUUAUGGGGGAUUGACGCUAGGGAUCGGAGGGAUGGAUAAUGAUUCUCUUGAUGGGACGCUGGAGGCGGGGUUGGAGUAUGUGGCCUUGACGCAGCAGGCGGAGGCGGAUGCUGAGGUGGAGGCGAGGAUGGCGAUACAUGCUGCAGGAGGCGCGGGUGGGGGGUCAGCUUCUCCAGCUGGAGCGGCAGCGGGGACGGGGACGGGGGCGGCGGCUGGAGGGUCAGCGCCAGGCGGGAGGGGCUUUGAACGAGAAGCCUCCGCGUCAGCCUCGGGAGCAGUACUCUUACCUGCCGGACCGGGGAUCAGGGGCGGAGGCGGACAAGGCACCUCGCUCCGAGCGCGCAAGAUAGGGAAGAAGGGGAUGGGGUCGGGUCCGCCUGAAGGGGCAGCGAUGCCCGUGCCGAAGAGGCAGCGGGUUGGGGGGAUUGGGGUGGGCGUGGGGCUGGGAGGGGUGGGUGUGGGCGUGGGGAUGGGGAUGGGGAUGGGCGGCAUGGGCGGCAUGGGGAUGGGUGGAAUGGGAAUGGGAGGAAUAGGGGGGAUGGGAAUGGGCAUGGCGGGAGAGGAAGAGGUGAGGAGGGAGAUUCAGGGGGAUGCGGGCUUUCUGGAGGGGUUGUAA
Molecule: messenger RNA, 2628 nt
Organism: Dioszegia hungarica
Lineage: Eukaryota; Fungi; Basidiomycota; Tremellomycetes; Tremellales; Bulleribasidiaceae
Exons: 7
Coding region: 1-2628 (875 amino acids)
Source: RefSeq, a predicted model, not a curated record